Molecule: messenger RNA, 776 nt
Organism: Microdochium trichocladiopsis
Lineage: Eukaryota; Fungi; Ascomycota; Sordariomycetes; Xylariales; Microdochiaceae
Product: P-loop containing nucleoside triphosphate hydrolase protein
Exons: 3
Coding region: 118-699 (193 amino acids)
Biological process (GO): small GTPase-mediated signal transduction
Molecular function (GO): GTP binding; GTPase activity
Source: RefSeq, a predicted model, not a curated record
GAGCAAAGUACAAAGACGUUAGUCAGGUCUUGGGUCUAUUGACUAACGAUAUUUCUACACGGAUCGAGGCCUUGACCGGAAGAUGACCUGAUUGUGCCAAAGGAGCAGACACCUGCCAUGGAUGUCGAAGAACUCACCAUCAAGAUCCUGCUGCUGGGAGACGAGAAGGUUGGAAAGUCAACCUUCUUAUCUCGCAUAAGUGGGGGAGCCGGCGCGCUCGACGGGAAAGCAAACAUCACGCUGCUGCGCGACAUUGACCAGCCAUUCGUAUUCGAGGUGCGGAACAGGAAAUGCAGGUACCGCCUUGAGUUCUACGACACGGCAAGCCCAGACAAUUGGCGCCUCCUACUACCGGAUCUCGUCCUCAUCUGCUUCGACAUCAGCCAGAGACUAAGUCUGAUCAACAUGCAGAGAAUCUGGAUCAAUGAAGUUCACCGCACGUUUGAGACGAGCGACCGCCUCCCGCUCGUCGUCGUGGGCCUCAAGAGAGACCUCAGAUCCGACGAUGACCCAAAUGGCGUCAUCUACCCGCAGGAGGCGUAUCGGAUAUCGCAGGAGAUGAGGGUAGACCGGUAUGUUGAGUGCUCGGCGGUGACGGGUGAGCUUUUGCAGCUCGCCUUUGAGGAGAUUUGCAAUGCGGCGGUCAAGACCACCACCGCCAGAGGCGGCCAGAGCGAAGGGGGUUGCGUCGCCAUGUAGCGGCAGUCCGCUUGGCCGUAGGUGCCCAUGCUAUCAUUAGCUUGUCGUGUGGCAGAUAUACGAUUGCCGUCUGUCCG